CGUUUUUGUUAUUCCUCAAAUGUCCCUCGCGCGGUUAAUAUUUCUUCGGUAUUCGGCAAGUGCAUAUCCGAGAAAUUCAAGUCGUCGAAGGUGGUGGACAAAAGUGAGGAAGAAAAGUCUCGGGUGAAUUUGUUUUUGGGGGGAUUUAAAUAAGUGGGCUUUUCAUUCGAGUGGAUCGUGGUCGGCGACGGCAAGUCGUUUGAGCAGCAUAAAAACUUACUACGGAAUUGAGGACAAGUCUUGGCCGUUAUUUUGACACCGGGAAUGUUGCAAAUUAUAUCAAUCAAUAUUACCGUGACGUAAUGCCGACGAGCAGUGAAAUAAAAUUCAUCGGAUUCAUGAAAAUAAUGCAAAGUUAUGGUGAUGAGUAUUCCUGGAGAUAAUAAAUCCUCGAUAAGCCAAAAUCACACGCCGAAAAAAGUGAUAAGUGCACAACUGCACGAUAAUCCGUUUCGAUCUCAGAGGAAAUCGAAGCAUCGCAGGAUCGACGAUGACCCGGAAACCGCGAGAUAUUUACACAAGAAAAUUCACGAUUGGAACAAAUACGAAUUCGCAAAUGUCAAUUUUCACGAAUUCGAGAAAAAGGAGGAAAAUUCUAUUUCCAUAAUCAAAUUACCGCAGGAUAACGAGAUUAAACCGCUUCCGCGAAAAAAGAAGAAACGAAGGUUUUUGUCGAUAUGCACGAGCAAUUGUAAAUACGAAGUGGUCCGUCGCGUCGCCGCUCGUUACGGAAUGCGCGAAGUAGCGGAGGACAGUAACUGGAACCUUUAUUGGACGGAUUUGAGCAUAAGCAUCGAGCGAGCAAAGGACAUGAAGCGAUAUCAAAAAGUCAAUCAUUUCCCGGGGAUGACGGAGAUCUGCAGGAAGGAUUUAUUGGCCCGAAACCUCAACCGGAUGCUGCGAAUAUUCCCGAAGGAGUAUAAUUUCUUUCCGAAAACUUGGUGCUUUCCAGCAGACCACGGGGAUGCUGUGGCUUAUUCGAAAGUGAGACGAUCCAAGACUUUCAUCAUCAAACCGGAAACCGGAUGCCAGGGAAAGGGAAUUUACAUAACGAAAAAUUUGAAGGAUGUCAGGCCCUACGAUCGCAUGAUUUGCCAGGUUUAUCUGUCCAAGCCAUUUUUGUUGGACGGUUUGAAAUUCGAUCUCCGCGUCUACGCGCUCAUAACGUCCUGCGAUCCACUGAGAAUUUACGUCUACAACGAUGGUCUGGCAAGAUUCGCAACGAGCAGGUACAAAGAGCCAACGGGUCACAAUAUUUCCAACGUUUUUAUGCACCUGACGAAUUACUCGGUGAAUAAGCACAGCCACAUGUACGUAGUCGACGAGGAAACCGGAAGUAAGAGGAAGAUAUCGACCUUGAACAAGUGCCUGAAAUCGAGGGAUCUCGACGUCGACGAAUUGUGGCGAAAAAUCGAUGAGAUAAUCAUAAAAACCGUGAUCGCUGCUUAUCCUGUAUUGAAGCACAGUUAUCACACGUGCUUUCCCACCCACGAUCUUACUUACGCCUGCUUCGAGAUUCUCGGAUUCGACGUAAUCUUGGAUUGGAAACUCAAGCCUUAUUUACUCGAGGUUAAUCACUCGCCAAGUUUUCACACCGAUGCCCAAAUCGACAAGGACAUCAAGGAAUCGUUGCUGAACGACACAUUCGAAAUGUUGAAUUUCCAUCAAUGUGAUAAACGCAAAAUAAUGGAGGAGGAUAGAAGACGCGUGAGGGAUCGAUUGCUGCACGGAAUAAAUCCGAACACCACUGAAAGCUCGGUCGGUUUGACGAAGAGCGAGAAAAUUGAGGAGGAUCCGAUCCAGGAACAGUACAGAUGGGAGGACGGCCACAUGGGCAAUUUUCGUCGUAUUUAUCCUGGCCCGGACAGCGAAAAAUACGUUGUCUUUUUCAAGCAAAGCGGCACUUCGAUGUUCCAGGAGACCGUUGCGUCGAGGGCGAGACAGGAAGCCGCGACGAUUCAACGCGCCGAAAUAGACCUCAACGCUAAAUUGAAGAUGAAGGAAAACACGGAGACGAAGAGAAUUUUGGGGAAAUGGAGCGAACAAAAACUGGGACUCGAGAGCCCCAGCGGUACGAGCAGUCGACUCAAUCCACCAAUUUCGAACACUGACAGACGCCCUGUCAACGAAAUUCCCACGCCCAACGCCCAAAAAUCUGUGGUUAGUACAUCGAAAAGCACAGUUUCGUCUUUCGAGCCGGAGACGAUAUCGGAAUCGGAGGAACGAGAGCGACUAAAAUUACUAACGCAGAGGGAUUUCCUGAUCAAGAGUUCUGGAAUUCUCGAGCACAUUUACAUGGCGAUGUUGAAAAACGGAAGUUUGAGGCCGGCGGACAUAAAGCGUUAUGGAAUGUACGAUAAGCUCGUAUUAAAUAAAAACGAAUGAAUAAAUGAUCGAAAA
Messenger RNA from Venturia canescens, 2400 nucleotides. RefSeq names its product tubulin polyglutamylase TTLL13-like. The record is from RefSeq and is a predicted model, not a curated record. Gene Ontology annotation, molecular function: tubulin-glutamic acid ligase activity; tubulin binding. Gene Ontology annotation, cellular component: cilium. NCBI's taxonomy places the organism in Eukaryota, Metazoa, Arthropoda, Insecta, Hymenoptera, Ichneumonidae. The transcript has 10 exons. Gene Ontology annotation, biological process: protein polyglutamylation; microtubule cytoskeleton organization. The coding region runs from base 358 to 2385 and encodes 675 amino acids.